GGUAUAGACCAACCCAGCGACCCCACGGGUGAGGAAUUCAUCUCCCUGUUGGCUACAGCGCUGGAUACAUCUUUCCGUAGGGUAGAGGCCGAAAUGACGUCCUUGUUGCUGAGGCCGUUGUGGAGAUUGGCUGCUGCCAAGAGGAUCUGGAAUCAGUGGACAGAGCAAGUGCCAAAGGUGAGGCGCCUGCGAGAAGAUGAGGUCCUGCCUGACGAUGCGGUGGCCGAAACAGCCAAAGAAGCUGAGCCGCCAAAGCAGAAGGCCUUACCAAAGGCGAAACCGGAAGCGAAAAGCUCGCAGGCCAAGAAGUCUUGCAAGAAGAAUGACUUGCAGGAUUGGAGCAGGAGAUCCUUGGCCAUGCUCAACGAGAUGGGUUGGAGCGGAUCUGGAAAGCCAUGAGUCGGAGUAGAGGUUCCGAAGUCCGAAGUCAACAAAACCAAUUUAGUGAG
This is a messenger RNA of Cladocopium goreaui, 449 nucleotides long. The record is from the annotation of a GenBank genome assembly. Lineage: Eukaryota; Dinophyceae; Suessiales; Symbiodiniaceae.